UCUCCUCGAUUCAAUUCGACAAACGAUAUCGUCUGCACCGCAACUCUUCAUUGUUGUGUCCUUCGGAGCACCGCCAUGGCCGCCCCAGCUAAGGUUGAGAAGACGGAGGAGGAGUGGAGAGCCGUCCUCUCCCCCGAGCAGUUCCGCAUCAUCCGCCAGAAGGGCACCGAGAUGCGAGGAACUGGAGAGUACAACAAGUUAUAUGAAGAGGGGAUCUAUAACUGCGCAGGGUGCGGGACGCCUCUCUACAAGUCCACCACCAAGUUUGAUUCCGGCUGCGGUUGGCCUGCCUUCUACGAAGGUUUCCCCGGUGCUAUAAACCGCUCCCCUGAUCCAGAUGGUCGGAGAACUGAGAUAACCUGUGCAGCUUGCGGUGGCCACUUGGGCCAUGUGUUCAAGGGCGAGGGCUUUCCCACGCCAACCGAUGAGCGCCAUUGCGUGAACAGUGUCUCCAUCAAGUUCGCGUCCGAGAAGUGAGCCUCUAUAGCAUCAAUCAACCCAUUGUGUCUCCAAAACAGUUCAAGGAGUGUAAUUUGAGGUUCAUUAGGACUCGAUAGCCUUUAUAGUUUGUAGCCGGUACUCUGAAUCUGCAAUGCCGAAUAAAAUGUCUCUCAUAGAUUGCCAUUCAGUCUCA
Molecule: messenger RNA, 634 nt
Organism: Punica granatum (pomegranate)
Lineage: Eukaryota; Viridiplantae; Streptophyta; Magnoliopsida; Myrtales; Lythraceae
Source: RefSeq, a predicted model, not a curated record